Messenger RNA from Jatropha curcas, 1649 nucleotides. RefSeq names its product B3 domain-containing protein REM16. The record is from RefSeq and is a predicted model, not a curated record. Gene Ontology annotation, molecular function: DNA binding. NCBI's taxonomy places the organism in Eukaryota, Viridiplantae, Streptophyta, Magnoliopsida, Malpighiales, Euphorbiaceae.
AAUACACAGCAUCUUCCACCCUAAAUACUCGACAGUGGAUCUUGGUGGGCUCUCCAUUUCAUUGCAAAGCCUAAGCUUGUUGGUGUCUAGGCAGAGACUCGUCCUUCAAGAUCCUUGUCUUGUCACUUUAAUUAUUAACUAUACCUUUUGCUAUGAUUUCCACGCCUUGGUCAAGUAAUUUGUUUCCUCCACUCUCUUGCUCAGCUUCAGUCUCCUUAAUGAAUUUCAUUUCUUUUUCUUUUUCUCCAUAAUUUGAUAUAAUUCUCUAAUUACCUAUUCUGCCGUAUCUAUUUGCUGCCAUUUCUAAAGAUGGACUGGAGAAAAUGCAUACCAGAAUAGUCAGCUUCCUUAUAUUUCCUUUUUCAUCUUGUUGAAUUUUGGGAACUACUUCUUGUGUUCAUCCGCGGUUGUGGCUUGUUGAUCUGCUAGUUCUGAGGGCUGCAUGCGAAUAGAAAUGGGGGAAGAGCCAAGGAAGGAUUGCAGAAGCUGGGAAGAGGACAUAUAUUGGUCCCACUUCCAGUACAUUCACUUCUCUCAGUUUCUGCAUGCUGGGUUUGAACAACGGUUGGCUAUACCCGAAAAAUUUGCUAGAAAUUUGAAAAGCAAGUUGCCUGAUACUGUGAAUCUUAAAAGCCCUUGUGGCGCUCUAUGGGAAGUAAGCCUAACAGCAAAUGAAAACACCUUGUUUUUUGAUCAAGGUUGGCAAGAAUUUGUCAAAGACCAUUCCCUUCAAGAAAAUGAUAUCUUGGUAUUCAAGUACAAUGGGGAGUCUCGCUUUGAUGUUCUGGUGUUUAAUGGACAAAGCAUGUGUGAGAAUGCAGCUUCUUAUUUCCUGAGAAAACGGGAGCAUGAAGAACAUGAUAUUGGAUGCCAAACAAAAAGAAAAAAUAGUCAAAAUUCUGCUGAAGUUGUUAUAACUUCUCCUGGGGAUGGUAGUGGAAGUUCCCUGCCAAAGAAACCAAGGAAUAAGGAAAUAUAUACUCCUGUGAUUGUUAAUAAGAAAGCUCAAAGAGGAAUUAAGUUCAAUUCGCCUACUGUAAGAAUGAGGGGAACUGAUACUAGUACUGAAGAUGCAGAGGUCAAACCUGACAUUGACCGUAAGAAGAAAGUGUUGCAAGCAGCACAGGCAACAUUAACCCAUGAGGGAUUUAUUGCAGUCAUGAAGCCCACACAUGUAUCCAGAAAAUUUUUUAUGAAUGUACCUUAUGCAUGGAUCACUAAACAUAUCGCUUGUCGAGAAAAACAACUUGUGACUCUUCGAAUUAAAGAGAAAACAUGGACUAUGAGAUUAUUAUGUUACCGGAAAGAUCGAAAUCGACAGAGAGGAGGACUUGCAGGAGGGUGGAAGAAUUUUGUUGUGGAUAACAAACUACAUGAAUCUGAUGUGUGUGUGUUUGAACCAGGCAGCUUGACCGACAAAGAGAUUAUCCUUGAUGUUAACAUCUUUCGAGUUGUGCCUCUGUAAGGUGUUGUAGAAAAUCAUGCUGGUUAAAAUGUUAGUUGUUGUAUAAUCUUACUGUUAAAAUGUUCUGAUGUAAAUAAACUGUGCACAAGAACAUUGUAUUUUGGUGUUUUAUAAUGCACAUUUUAGAUGUAUCGCGAGGCAAUAUAUUUAUCACAUAAUCAUGUAUUAGCUCUUUUAAUUGGCA